UUGAGUGGUCAGUUAGCACACCAAACUCGAUUCAGUAUGCGCAGCAGCCACCUCCUCGUCGCCGUCCUCAGCCUGUCAUGGCUCGUGGCCGCUGAGGGCAUCAUCGUCCUCGCCGGCGCCGCAGCUGUUGGCGCUGCCGCCCUGGCCAUCGGUGGGCUGGCAGCCCUCAAGGGCGCUGCCAUCGUGGGCUACGCCGCUGGAAGGCACCAUCGCCGCUACCACGGGCGCUCCUACGGUCACUACAGGCAGCCGUAUUACAAGUACCACCGCCACGGCCGCUCCGUCGACCCUGCUGCUGACGAAGGUGAGGACCUUCUUCUGGCCACCGUCGGGCAGCUCGACCCCAACGGCUGCAUCCUCAAGAUGCUGUGCCAGCUCCAGACCAAGGACGAGUCGACCCUCACCCUCGAGGAGGACCUGCUGCUGGGCAUGUUCGCCAACAGCACCGAGACGCUGUCCUCCUUCAACGCCGCCUUCGUCUACGCCACCGACAUCGGCUCGAAGACCCGCGACCCGUCUGUCUGCAAGAAGUUCUUCCCCAAGUGUCCGCUGGGAGACCAGGAGCUCGACGGCCUCCUGCAGAUGGCCUGGGGGUGCGGGGCCGCCUUCCUUGAGCAACCCCAGGAAGUCUAG
Molecule: messenger RNA, 633 nt
Organism: Penaeus chinensis
Lineage: Eukaryota; Metazoa; Arthropoda; Malacostraca; Decapoda; Penaeidae
Exons: 2
Coding region: 37-633 (198 amino acids)
Source: RefSeq, a predicted model, not a curated record